Daphnia carinata is the source of this 3432-nucleotide messenger RNA. It is a transcript of the gene pnut, whose product is annotated as septin-7-like. Bases 687 to 3002 code for a protein of 771 amino acids. Lineage: Eukaryota; Metazoa; Arthropoda; Branchiopoda; Diplostraca; Daphniidae. Gene Ontology annotation, biological process: cilium assembly; cytoskeleton-dependent cytokinesis. The transcript has 12 exons. Gene Ontology annotation, cellular component: septin complex; microtubule cytoskeleton; cell division site. Gene Ontology annotation, molecular function: GTPase activity; molecular adaptor activity; GTP binding. The record is from RefSeq and is a predicted model, not a curated record.
AUAUUUUAAAAUCUGAAAUAUUCUUUCGUCAUAUCGGUGCGCGUUUUCAUCUGGUGGUGUCAUAGUGAACUAAUUUUCAGUUUCUGCUCUCAGUGGUGAACUGUGAAAAAGGCCUCUUUUCGUGUGUUUUAUUGUCUUCUAAAUUUACUACUUCUGUUGUUGUUGCGGCUGGCUGGAUACUGUCCGGAUUUCCUGCACAGGAUAGAAAUUGAAAAAGAACGUGAUCCGGCUUAGUUUUUACGCGUUAAAGCGAACGCCAGUUCAUUAAAGUGAAGAUAAUAUUCGGUUCAAACAAAAAUACCCAACUGUUCCCGACAUUUAAAAAGGAAAAGCAAACAAAACCAAAAAGCUGUUGGGAAUGCACGUCGUUGUCGCGCCGCGUGAAUUUCCGUCGCCUGUUGCUUCCGUCACGCACCUCCCCGUCAACUCUGUUGGUCGCGCGUCGUUGAUAAGUGGAUAAACACACGCAGAGAGACGUAUACACACACACAGGCACACACACACACAAACCGACCGCCCGCGCUGGUCCAAGCGACUUGUUUAUUCUCUGCGUGCAUGUGUGUCGUGCGGAUUGAUGUUUUUCUUCGUUAAGUUUUCUUUUCUGAAUAUUUAAAACAUUGGGUGGGGAUUGUCUUGAAAAGUGACUCCAUCUAUCGAACUGAAUCGUUACCAUUUCGACGAGAAAAAUGACUAGUGAGCAAGCAGCGAUGAUUAGCAGUGAAGGCACAGCUGCCUUAGUGGCUUCGAGACGAGAAAGACUACGCCGGCCGUUGCCGAACCCGCCGGAACCGAACCGCGGUCCUGGCGGUUCGCUUCAGUCAAAUGCGGCAGCUGCUGCAGCUGCAGCCGGCGUCCGCGGCGUCGUAGCCAGUCGUCUGGCGGCCAUGGCCUCGGCUGGAUCUUCAAUUAGUUCUGUGACAUCAUCAUCGUCAUCAGCAGCUCUAUCGUCAAGCAAUUCCACAUUUGCUGCGGCGGCAACCACAACAACGACGACAACCAAUGGCACUAGUUCCAAUAGUAGCGAUAAUGGCCUUCCGCACAAGCUGACCACAUCGUACAGUGUCGAUUCGAAUUCGCGCAUCCCCAGCUAUCGAUUGUCUAGCCUGGACCGGCUGGCCCAGCGUCAGCGUCUGUUCGAAGCCACGACCGCUACGUCGGUCCAGCCCAACGGAUUGCCCACAGCUCAUCCUCCUCCUCCUCCUCCUUCUUCUUCUUCCUCCUCUUCUUCUUCUUCUACAACUUUCUCAUCCGCCACUAAUGUGGCAAUCGGAGAAACACACGCCUUGCAGAGCAAACGUGAAAUGUUCUUCAAGAGCGAGACACUGCCAGCGGGAGCUGGCCUGGCCGGCAGUAAUUCGGCCUCCACUACGAAUAGCACCGGUGCCACGCCCGCCUCUUCAGCAACUGGUGCUCAACAGCCAGUAGGCAACAUCGCUUCGCUCAAGGAGAGUUUAUUAGCCAACAAGGAAAAUCACACGACAACAACGAUGGCGGGUGGACCGCAGACUUCGUCGUCUUCAACAACCUUGACUGGGAGCAUUAGUAAUAACAGCAGUCAUGGCAGUGUGCCCGGCUUAGCCAAUAACAGUACCGGAAGCAAGGUGGAGGCGUUGAAGCGGGAAUUGACGGAUGACAGUGGCAGUAGCAGCCGCGUUGUAUUACGUGAUCGGCUAGCAGAAAAGGGUCCGGCACCCAGUCCACCGGUCAUCAACAAGACACGUGAAGUGGAUUAUGUCGGAUUUGCCAAUCUUCCAAACCAGGUGUACAGACGGGCCGUCAAAAAAGGAUUCGAGUUCACGUUAAUGGUCGUCGGCGAGUCAGGGCUGGGCAAGUCAACGCUCAUCAACUCCAUGUUCCUGGCCGACAUUUAUUCACCCGAGUAUCCCGGACCGUCUCAUCGCAUCAAAAAGACGGUCCAAGUGGAACAGUGCCAAACUCUUUUGAAAGAAAACGGAGUUAAUUUGACACUGACCGUAGUUGACACACCCGGAUUCGGUGACGCGGUAGACAACAGCAAUUGUUGGCAGCCGAUCGUGGACUAUAUCGAAUCCAAGUAUGAAGAGUACCUGAACGCCGAAUCGCGGGUGCAGCGCCAGCCAAUGCGCGAUAACCGCGUUCACGUCUGCCUCUAUUUUAUCCAGCCGUCGGGUCACGGUCUCAAGCCGCUCGACAUCGAAUUUAUGAAACGACUCCACGAUAAAGUCAACAUCAUCCCCGUCUUGGCCAAGGCCGACACCAUGACGCCUGAUGAGUGCACCUAUUUUAAAAAACAGGUUCUCAAUGAAAUUGCUCAGCACAAGAUUAAGAUUUACGAAUUCCCCGAUGUCGACGACGAGGAAUUGCGCAAAUCCCAACGCGCUCUCCGAGAUCGAGUGCCCUUUGCCGUCGUCGGGUCCAACACUGUUAUCGAAGUCGACGGCCGGAAGAUUCGCGGACGACGCUAUCCCUGGGGCGUCGUUGAAGUUGAAAACAUGGAACAUUGUGAUUUCAUCGCUUUGCGAAACAUGUUGAUCCGGACCCAUAUGACAGAUUUGAAAGAAGUGACAAACAAUGUGCACUACGAAAACUUCCGCUGUCGCAAACUGGCGGGUGUCGGAGUUGCCGCCAAUGAUGGAACGUUAGGCAAAUCUAAUCGGAUCUCUAACAAGAACCCGUUGGCGCAAAUGGAGGAGGAGCGAAGAGAUCACGAAGCCAAGAUGAAGAAAAUGGAGCAAGAGAUGGAGCAAGUCUUUGAAAUGAAAGUCAAAGAGAAGACGCAGAAGCUCAAAGACUCUGAAACUGACUUGCAACGCCGACACGAGCAGACCCUCCGUUCGCUUGAGGCCCAGAAACUGGAAUUGGAGGAGAAGCGCAAAGCUUUUGAGAACGAAAGGGCUGCAUGGGAGAAUGCUUCCGGCCUGACGCUGGAAGAAAUGCGUCGACGCAGUCUCGAAGCCAACUCCAGAGAGCAAGUAGACGGCAAGGACAAGGAGAAGGUGAAAAAGAAGAAGGGACUCUUCUAGGAAAACAUAAAAAAAACUCUAGAUCACACACACACACACAAACACACACAUUCUAUUCUUUAAUUUAGCUUCUAUUCCUUCUUUUCCUGCGCUGUCUCUAUCUUGCUCUUCCUUUGAGAAAUCAAGCCGGUCGUGUGUCCGCUCGUAACUGUGUCCUGUUUUUCUAUUUUCUGUGUAUAGUUUUUGUGUCAUUCUCGUGUCCCGUCUUUUUAUACCUUGCGGGAGUAAUAUUCUUGUUUUCCUUUUUUUUUUUUUUUUUUAAAUUUUGAACGUCUUCUACCUCCCCUCCUUCAUCAUAUUUUUUCUCCCCCCCCCCACCCUUCUUUCGCAUUAUGUGAGUAAAUGGAAAAAUACUUGGGCUUAAAUCUUUUUUUUUUUCUUUGGUUUUCAUUUGGAGCGUUUUUCGUAUGUAGACUGGCAUUCCGUCUUC